This is a messenger RNA of Daucus carota subsp. sativus, 681 nucleotides long. RefSeq lists its product as uncharacterized. The coding region runs from base 158 to 484 and encodes 108 amino acids. NCBI's taxonomy places the organism in Eukaryota, Viridiplantae, Streptophyta, Magnoliopsida, Apiales, Apiaceae. The transcript is spliced from 4 exons. The record is from RefSeq and is a predicted model, not a curated record.
AUAUUUUUGAAGGAUUAAAGAAAAGGCAGUUAUUUGUGCUGCGUGAAUAUUGCAUUCCCGGCCGUCCAAACGCUGCCGUCGCCGGCAUAACUAAUCAGCUCUUUCAAGCUUCAGUUUUGAACUCUAAGAGUUUGGUCUAUUUAUAGGCCUAGAAGAGAUGAGUGCUGUAAAGGAAGAAUCUUCGGUUGCUACUGCCCCUCGGAAGAAAUUAUCGUGCACUACCUACUUUGAUGCUCUCAUGUUUUGUUACUCUCCGGUACAUCAGAUGCAGCAGUAUUAUCGAGCUGGGCAGCUUGAUACUUGUUCUGGGAAAUGGAGUGGUCUUGUCGAUUGUUUAAACUUGAAAACAAAGAGAGCCUCGGAAGUAGAGAAAAUUUUAGAAGCCCGUGAAAAGGAAAGGACUCAUAUUUGGUCUUUCCGGACACCCGAGGAAGCAGCAGCCAACUGGGAAGAAAUGUUUGGACACUUGGACGAAGUAGAAUAAGCAAUAUCAUGGGUGUUUAUUUUUUUUAUUAGACAUCAAUAUGGCCAAAGAAUAAUUAAUUCUGAAGACAUGUAUUUAGCAAAUUAAAUUCAUUGGAAUAGAAAUAUGAUGAGACUCUUUGUAUGUUUUGUCUUCACAUGAAAAAUAAUCUUAAAAACUUUUUGUUAUGAUAUGAGGAAACUUCUGUCCUUUGUGAA